GCAAACAGACGUAUUUUGAUCGUAGAAAAUCAUUUAAUGCAAGGAGAUAGAGUACUAUUACCUACAAAAUAAUAAAUUUCUUGGCGUAUUUUUUAUUGAGGAAUGCAUCUACGUGUCAUGUAGCGUUUGUCGAAGUGCCUAUGUUGCUCCAGCGGUCUUUGAUUUUCCAUCGCGAAAAUAGAUGACGGCAGGAAUUAUUUAACUUGAUAGCCUAUAAGGUGAAGGCGUUUUCACAUCAAAAAUGUUUCAAGAAGGAGAUUUCCUUUUGGAAUAUAAAGGUGACUUGAUUACAAAGUACAGAGUUGCCAGACAAGUAGAAAAAGAUUAUGAGGAGGAAAACAGAGGGUGCUUUAUGUAUUUUUUUAAAUACAACAGCAAAAGUCUGUGCAUCGAUGCAACGCAGGACAUAUUUUCUGCCGGCCGUAUGGUAAACGAUGCAAUAAAGGGAGAUAUAAGAAACAAUGCAGAGAUGAAAAUAGUUCUUGUACAUGGAAAACCCCAUCUAUGCCUGUUUGCCACCAAAGACAUUUCAGUAAAUGAGGAGCUGCGGUUCGAUUACGGAGUGCCAAAUUUGCCAUGGAGAAAGGCUGGUGAAGAUCUUUUCAAUCAUGAGGGAAAUGCCGUAACAAAUGUGAAGUCACAGAAAGAUACUACUCGUUUGUCUGAUGAAGACGUGGCCCAUGAAGUUAGAAAUGGCGUCAGACAUUUUGAGUCCCAAGCCGAAAUUUUUGCUGAUGAAGAUGUAGUCUACAAAGAUGGAAAUAGUCUGAGAACUGUGGAUUCACAGAAAGAUACCUUGGCUGAUCAAGACAUGAUCCACGAAUUAGAAAAUGACGCCAGACUUGUGGAACAGUCCCAAGCCGAAGUUGAACUCCAGACAGUGAAGACUCAGAUGAGGACUUAAAAAGGCAAACAAAGAAAAACAGAAAUAACAGUGUUGAUGUACAGAAGACACACUGGUCAGCCAAGGAAUCAUGUUCUGUGAAUAGCAAGAAUGUUACUUGAGCCAGGGAAUCAUGUUCUGUGAAUAGCAAGAAUGUUACUUGAGCCAGGGAAUCAUUUUCUGUGAAUAGCAAGAAUGUUACUUGAGCCAGGGAAUCAUUUUCUGUGAAUAGCAAGAAUGUUACUUGAGCCAGGGAAUCAUGUUCUGUGAAUAGCAAGAAUGUUACUUGAGCCAGACACUGAAACUGUACUAGCCUCAUUGUUGUCUAGGUGGAAGUGACUGGGGUUGAAAUAGUUGUCUAGUGGGCAGCAGAAAUGGAACCCUAGCCGGACGCUGGACAUGUGCUGACAUCCAAUUUGUCAAGGUGGAAGUAACUGUGCUUGGAAUAGGUGUCUAGUGAGCAAUAACAAUGGAACUCAAGUCUGACACUUAACAUGUACUAACCUCCCUCCUGUUGAGGUGGAACUGACUGUGCCUUUAAUAGUUGUCUAGUGAGCAACAUAAAUGGAAGUCUAGCCAGACGCUAAACAAGUACUGACAUCCUAUUUGUCUAGAUGGAAGUGACUGUGGUUGGAAUAGUUGUUUAGUGUGUACUGGAUAUAGAACUGAAGUUAGAAAGUGGACCUGUAUUGACCUCACUCCAGUUUGGGUGGAAGUGCCUGUGCUUGGGAUAGCUGUCCAGUCAAAAAUUACAAGUCAAAUCUUGUCAGGUAAAAUUACAUAGAUAUCAAUAACAGCCGCAGCCUCAGUGGCAUGCAGCCCAAUCACAGAUUGCAUGCUCAACUGAGGUUAAGUUCUUAGAUGUGUGCUAUUGUGAUCAGUCACUGUCUGCUUUUAAA
Molecule: messenger RNA, 1782 nt
Organism: Dreissena polymorpha
Lineage: Eukaryota; Metazoa; Mollusca; Bivalvia; Myida; Dreissenidae
Product: N-lysine methyltransferase KMT5A-like
Exons: 9
Coding region: 242-904 (220 amino acids)
Molecular function (GO): protein binding
Source: RefSeq, a predicted model, not a curated record